AUGUCCGUUCUCAACCUCCUUAACACAAAGGUUGUCGUGGGAGUAGGGUUCCUCUAUGUUCUCGCACAUCUUGUCGGUCGUCGUCGUGGUCGUCGGUCCUUGCCGUAUCCUCCUGGACCGAAAGGCGAGAGCAACUGCUACACUGGUUACCCCCUCAUCGGGAACGUUCUCGAUAUGCCCCAGUCGAAAGAAUGGGAAACCUUCACAAAAUGGCGGGAAAUAUACGGCGACUUCGUUUUCCUGAACGUGCUUGGCACUCAUCUUCUGAUCAUCAACUCAUUGGAAUGCGCAAAUGCUCUAUUGGACAAGAAGGGUUCUAUCUACGCCGAUCGGCCACGCUUCGUUGUUGGUGGUGAACUCAUCGGAUGGGACCGCCUCCUUGGCAUGUCACGUUAUGGAGACAGAGUCCGCUCGCAAAGGAAGAUGAUACACCCGGUUGUGGGGACUAAGUCUGCUGUGGAGACGCAAUGGAGUGGUAUCAUCGAGAGAGAGACCAGGAAGCUGCUAAACGAUCUAGUCACUCAGCCUGAAGACUUCUUGCAGCUCAUCCGGACAGCUGUCGGAGCCACCAUCCUCAGUGUAGCAUAUGGCUACCGCGUCGAGGAUCCUCAAGACCCUCUGAUCGCAAUAGCAGAGCAAGGGAUGUCAGACUUCAUGAUGGUCACGAUGCCAGGAAAUUUCCUCGCAGAUCUAAUUCCGAUAUGUAAAGUCCAAUGUGUCUUGGAUUUCGUUACUAUUCUGAGCGCUGUUUUCCUUGACCAUGCAGUGAAGCAUUUCACCCGUCACACGCGCACUGUAGCGGUGCUGCGAAAGCACCUGGACGACUUUCUCAACAUACCGUUCACCUUCGUCAAGAAGCAGAUGGCUACCGGGACUUAUGAUCUGUCUUUCUCUUCGCAAAAAUUAGCGGAAGACUCCACUCCUGCGGACGAGGAGGAUAUUAAAUGGGGAGGGCUCGCACUGUUUGGCGGCGGCGCGGAUACGACGGUAUCAGUACUCCAAUCCUUCAUUCUCGCUAUGACCCUAUACCCCGACGUCCAAAAGAAGGCACAAGCAGAACUCGACUCCGUUGUAGGCUACGACCGUCUCCCGAAUCUUGGGGACAGGGAUGAUCUUCCAUACCUAGGUGCUCUGAUGAACGAAGUCUUGAGAUGGAGUCCUGUUGUACCGACCAACUUACCACAUGUCCUCACGGAGGAAGACGAACACGAUGGGUUUUUCAUCCCACAAGGAACUGUGGUACUGGUCAAUGCAUGGGGCAUACUUCAUAAUCCCGAAAUAUAUCACGACCCGAUGGAGUUCAAGCCAGAGCGUUUCCUGAACGACGACGGCAGAACACCAGAGAUGGACCCGCACAAUGUAGGAUUUGGCUUUGGCAGACGACGAUGUCCCGGUAUAGAGUUCGCAGACGCAUCUAUCAUGGUAGCCUGCGCUAUGAUUCUUUCGGUAUUCGAUGUCUCCAAGGUCGUCGAGAAUGGUGUAGUGGUCGAACCAUUAGUUGAGUUCGUGGGCGGCAUAAGCCACCCGAUGCCGUUUAGAUGUUCCAUAAAGCCGCGGUCCCAACAUGCUCUUGAGUUGAUCACUGCUCUCAACUGAGAAGAGAGGCUUAGCGUAUAUACCUGGCAUUGCUGCAGACUUCGAUAUGUG
Messenger RNA from Stereum hirsutum FP-91666 SS1, 1647 nucleotides. RefSeq names its product cytochrome P450. The coding region runs from base 1 to 1596 and encodes 531 amino acids. The transcript has 13 exons. Gene Ontology annotation, molecular function: monooxygenase activity; iron ion binding; oxidoreductase activity, acting on paired donors, with incorporation or reduction of molecular oxygen. Lineage: Eukaryota; Fungi; Basidiomycota; Agaricomycetes; Russulales; Stereaceae. The record is from RefSeq and is a predicted model, not a curated record.